Lineus longissimus is the source of this 2677-nucleotide messenger RNA. RefSeq lists its product as uncharacterized. Bases 490 to 1614 code for a protein of 374 amino acids. Lineage: Eukaryota; Metazoa; Nemertea; Pilidiophora; Heteronemertea; Lineidae. The transcript is spliced from 2 exons. The record is from RefSeq and is a predicted model, not a curated record.
CGAAGAAGGCGGGUUAGAACUAUUGGAGGUUGGAGUAAAAAUCUCGUCGGAGUUGGCACUGGCCUGUUCUCGUUUUUUUUCUGAAGCCAACUUAACACCUAGGUAGAGACGCAGGACCUGAACACGACAAUAACAUGGAUUACGGAAUUGUUCGAGGCUCUUUAGUAUUCGUGUAUAAGCAACGACGGCAUUAAAGAUAUUUCGUUCGCCAACGACAAUCAUAUUGCCAGUGAUUGACUUUGAGGCGAUUGCGACCUCGCAGAAUCUACGUUACCCUGGAGAUGUAAGAUACGGUAACCAUUAUGAUGUCAUGUCACGUAACACGCUACCAAUUGGCUAAUCAUUGAGACAAAGGUCACCAGAGCGCAACCCGUGAGCGAAACCUCAGAAGUCAUCGUUAUUGAAGACCAAGUGUAACUUUUUACGAAUCUAUCUUUGAGGCACUUCCUCAAUUGAAAAGAUUCUAGUCAACGGACUUUCCGGAUCAAAAUGUCCGGGGCAAUAUCACGUGAGAACACUUACGUCAGUAAGGCGAGAAAACACGAGAGUUUGGUUCCACUGCGAGACCAGGGGAUGUUGGAUAGAAAGAUGUCGGGGUUGGAUGAAAAGUUGGCGAGAAAGAUACAACAGCUGGAACUGGAGGAGAGACGCGCAAAAGUUGCAGCAGAAGACGACAUAAAACAGAUUGUUUAUGAGGAAAUAAAUAAGCCUCCGAGAAAGAGACGGACUGGUGUGUGUGACGUCACAAGGAUUGAUCACGUCUGCAACAAUGAUGAGGUCACUGGUCCAAGACCUCGUCAUUCCACUGGCGAUAAUGCAUACUCGGACCGGAAAUACAUGUACUCUUCUGUCAUUGGCGAGUCGAAAAUGAACAGAAGAAGAUCGUCCAAUGAGAAUGAAGGUUACACAGAGAGAUCGAUUCUGUUUUCGGCGAAGAGAAAUUCAAACUCUGAUCAAGUCAGCCGCAGUUUUUCUGACGGAAGUACAUGUACCCGUUUAUCUGACAAACCUAGCCGCGUUUCCACCGGAAGUGCUAGUUUAUCGGACAGAAUUAAGCGAUUUUCUACCGGAAGUUACAAUUCUGUUGUCAGCAUGGACAGCCUUCUUGGCCCAGAGAGUCCCUCUGUCGGUAACGUACGACAGAAUCAGUUCGCAUUUGACGCUGCGGCUUGUCCCAAGAGAGCACCUGUAAGGGUUAACAGCGACAACAGUCUUCUGAGUAGACUCAACGGCGGAGUGCGCAAGCGCAGUGAUGUCACUGGAAGUAAUGGUGGGCGACGUAUGUCACUUCCUGCCGGUCAAAUUCACCCCACCAUUCCACCCUUGUAUCUUGCAAGUAAUGGAAAGCUACAGAAGCGUAACUCGGCAGAACGGAUGUAUUUUCCAAGUACAGCGAGCACCAGGCCACGAAAGCCCCCAAAACGGGCCCCAUUGAGCCUGGAGCAGCUGAGACACGACACAGAUUAUUGCGAUCACCUUUUGAGGCGCGCUUCUAACAUGUCUAAUGACAGUGGAUUCUUGGGAGAUGGGAGCGAGGAUGACUAUGAGUCUCUCAGGCAUUGUCGAUACCUUAGGAAACCCGCACACAAGACUGGUGAUGAGGAUGAAUGUUAGGACUGAUUCCACUCAAUCGUUUUGCCGCUGCGGUCGUCAUUGCCGCAAAACUAGGCUCGGCCCAAACAAUAAUAAAAGUAUAACAUCUAUCUGAUUCCGUUGCUAAGACAUUUGUCUUUCGCCGCGCUGCCCACGAAGAAGGCAUACCACCAGGUAUGAAGGGCGUUAAGCGCUCUUAAAAUCGCAUCUCAGUUCGUUCAUCCACACGUUAUCCUGAUGAGCACACGGACUAUAGUACACCCGUAUUGUUGACACUGCUGGUUACCAAGGGCCCGAGUCUUCGACCCCAGAACCCAGGAUUGUUUUCUACCAAGAUGAACCGGCGUGGCCUUCAAAGAACUAAAUUUUUUGGCGUAGUUCGAGGCUCAGUAUAUGAGAUACAUCAAUGAGUUGAGGGUCUGUCUGAUGAGACUGAAAGCCGUGGUCCCUUGUACCAAGGCAUGCACAAUAUUCCUUAUAUAUGGACAGCAGCCUAUAUGGACUCAAUGCCCCCGGAAAAAAUCCAAUAGGAUUACGAAGCCGAUGUAUAUUCUGACCGGUAGCCGCAUUCAAAUUGGCUCACGGAUACUGAUAAGCUGGUUGAAUCAAAUGCAAAGCAAGUUGUGCUAUAGCUCAAGAAAAAAUGCCCUUCCGAAGUUCUCAUUAUCUUCGUGCCGUUGAAAGGUAUCAGCUCUACCCAAUAUCCAUCCCAUCGCGGAAGUAAUUUAUUUUAUUGUUUGUCUUCGACUUACAUGGUCGAUCAUGUGGGCCAUACUGUUCCAUCUGCAGGGAAAAUGGGCCUUCGUGAUCUCAAGAAAGUUGUACGGAGAGGGCUGUUCAAAUCAAUAUAAAAUUGCGGCCGAGGUCGAUGUUAUAAGUCGUAACCGAGUAAUCGCAUCAUGCAAAAUCAUUUAGCCAUGCUCCAACUGCAUCAAUCAUGUUUAACCUAAAAGCUUGCAUGGUAUCCGCUAAAACAGAGCUCUUCCGGCCGUUCGUAGUAAUCCCUGUUUUGGGAUUCAAAGUUAGUGUUUACGAGCUCUUUCUUUUCACUAUUCGAAAACUGGUCACAUCUGAUCACCAGUUC